UCCCAGUAUAUUAUUUCGGUUGCACUGAAUUUCGUUGCGUAGGAAGCCGUUCUACCAUUUAGUUGAAACAUCGUAGGUGUGUUUGCUUGAAUUUUGCGGAUUGAGUUUGCGAUGUGCAUUCAGCUUAGCUUCUGUGGUAUUUUUGAUACGUGUAAGAGCUGUUCAGAAAGAUCAAUUUUUUGUUCCAGUUGAACCUAUGUCUCGAAAACCUUAUUGGCUGGAACAUCGGCUGAUCCACCCAAUUAGACCUAGUUAAAUCCAUCGACCAAGUCGUUUCUUUUUGUGCCAGCUGAAACUGGACUCAAAUUCUUAUUUCUCAACUAAUUCUGCAGCAGUGCGGUCAUAAACAAGAUAACAAAAACCAAGUACCCUUGAGUUAAAGAGACAAAGAGAGACGCGAAAGUAUGUCGUCUCUUCGCACGUUCAAAUGCAGGGACUUUUUGAAGAUGGCGCGAAUCAACCUCGACCCCCUGACGGAAACAUAUGCACUCCCCUUCUAUUUGCAAUACUAUGUAAAGUGGCCAGAAUACUUCCUCAUGUCAGAAACCCCUUCAGGCGAGGUGCAGGGCUACAUCAUGGGCAAAAGUGAGACAUUCAGGCGGGAGGGGGAGAGUUCCUGGCAUGGUCACGUGACCUGUCUCACAGUGUCCCCGGAACACAGGCGAAUGGGACUGGCCAAUAGACUCAUGCAUCUGCUGGAACAGAUGUCUGAACUGAAGAGCUGCUACUUUGUGGACCUGUUUGUGAGGAAGAGUAACGAGGCCGCCAUCAACAUGUACUCGCGACUGGGCUAUUCUGUCUACAGAGAGGUCAUAGACUACUACUCCAGCGGGGAGCCAGCACCCCCAACCCCACCACCUCCUGACGCCGCCAAGGGAGGCACUGGGAAAACAGCGACUGGAGUAGUUGCCAUCCACGCAGAGAAUGAGAAUGCGUAUGACAUGAGGAAGGCAUUGUCCAGAGAUGUGGAUCGGAAGUCUGUGGUGCCACUGAAGCAGCCAGUCUAUCCAGAAGAUGUGGAUUAAUCUCAAUAGACUCACCAAGCAGUCCAAAAGUGCUAUCGGCUCAGACAAAAAAAAACAUUUGAGUUGAAAAACAAACUACUUUUGAUGAACCCACCUCUAGUGUCCUUCUUUUGAACUUGUCUGUUUCUGACGUCAAAAGUAGUGACAAUGAAUCGGCAAUUUGUCUGUAUCAAAUACUAUUAAAAAAUACUUCACAACCAAACUGCUCGUUUCCCGAAAAUUACUUUUGCAACUAAAAUUUUUCAAUUACAUUGU
This is a messenger RNA of Symsagittifera roscoffensis, 1280 nucleotides long. RefSeq names its product N-alpha-acetyltransferase 20-like. Lineage: Eukaryota; Metazoa; Xenacoelomorpha; Acoela; Convolutidae. The record is from RefSeq and is a predicted model, not a curated record. Gene Ontology annotation, molecular function: protein-N-terminal amino-acid acetyltransferase activity. Bases 405 to 1025 code for a protein of 206 amino acids. Gene Ontology annotation, biological process: N-terminal peptidyl-methionine acetylation. Gene Ontology annotation, cellular component: NatB complex. The transcript has 4 exons.